Drosophila teissieri is the source of this 1287-nucleotide messenger RNA. RefSeq names its product venom dipeptidyl peptidase 4-like. Gene Ontology annotation, biological process: proteolysis. Bases 320 to 1267 code for a protein of 315 amino acids. Lineage: Eukaryota; Metazoa; Arthropoda; Insecta; Diptera; Drosophilidae. The transcript is spliced from 5 exons. Gene Ontology annotation, molecular function: serine-type peptidase activity; dipeptidyl-peptidase activity. The record is from RefSeq and is a predicted model, not a curated record.
AUAAAAUAAAGGCUUCGUUAGGCGGGCACAUUGGGAGCCAGAAGAGCCUUGAAUCAGCCUAUUAUAUGUAUUGAUUGGUUUUCAUAUUACGAGUUUCGCGUUUAAGCAAGCCGUUUUUCGACUAUUGUCUAUAAAUAUGAAGAGGCUAAACCGGAGCCCCUUUGUAUUUUGCUGAAACCACUGAUACCGCAGUACCGUCAUCCUUUCCUAAGCGAAAAAAGCAAAUGGUAGCAUAUCCGAACUCACUGGCGUUACAAAGGUGUGUGGUUCAAUAAUGUCAGCGAUAUGGACUAUUGGAGAGUAGUGCCAUAGAAAUUAAAUGGUUGCGGCUUGGAAAAGCAAGUCUUUCUAUUUCGUCCAGAAUACAAACAUACAUGCCGGUAGGAUGACGUCCCAGCCUAUUCCUGUACACCAAAUUUCUUUAAAAAUCAUGUUAAUAGUGAACAGAACAAGAGUCCCAAAUGGUCAAAUGUGGACAUCAAGAUAUGCAAAACCACUCGAUUCGUUGGCUGUGCUGUUUGGGACAGAAAGUUUUUUUUUUCAUUCGUGCAAAUCUGAAAAAUAUUUAAACAUCAAUGGACGUCCCGGUUCAGAAUCAGUUUCUGAGAAGUUCAAAAUCGACUGGGGUACAUACAUGUCAUCAAGAAAUGAUGUUGUGUAUAUCCGCCUAGAUGUACGAGGGUCCAAGGGUCAAAGUAAAAAAUCACUAUAUCGUCAUUUAGGAGGAGUAGAAGUAUUAGAUCAAAUUUCUGUUCUUGGAUACUUGCUGGACACUAUAGGUUUUUUAGAUGAAACUAGAGUAGGUAUGUGGGGGUGGGGCUAUGGAGGUUAUGUAACCUCAAUGGCUCUCGGUACGCAACAGGACGUAUUUAAAUGUGGAAUCGCAGUUUCUCCUACUGCAGAUUGGCUAUAUUCAAAUUCAGCGUUUACUGAGCGUAUAUUAGGCCUGCCUGCUGAAAAUUUUAAAGGCUAUGUUGAGGCUGAUGCAACUCAACGGGCACGUUUAAUUAAAUCCAAUUCAUAUUUUUUGAUUCACGGUCUAGCAGAUACUACAGCUCCUUUUGUCCAUGGUGUGCAAUUAGCAAAAUCAUUAACAAGCGCCAAUAUUCUCUUUCGAUACCAGACUUAUGCAGAUGAAGGCCACGACUUAAGUGGUGUACUCGAACAUGUAUAUUCUUCUAUGGAGCAAUUUUUUGCAGAAUGCUUAAGCUUGGAUCCGGACGAUACAAAACCAGAAGUUGAUAAAAGCAUAGUCCCAGCUGAAUAAAAAAAGCAUAUUUUGAAGAA